AUGUCGCAGCUAACGCUCCACACAUCUCCAUACUCGGAGAAUCCGUACGCCUGGGAUGUUCCUGAUGAGAGUGGGGACUUUGCGACGGAAGCACACGAUGAACUGGGAAGACUAUCGACCGUUUUUCUCAUCAAUGAUAUUGUGACUUCCACAGUCGGUGGUGUCCUAUCAUGUUUGCUUUUAUAUCUGGUGUUGUAUCGAACAACCGGACCUCUAAAGCAAUAUCGCCAAAUGCUGUUAAUUUGCUGCUUGACAGACACGGUUUAUUGGUUGGUGGAUAACUCGAUGUGGAUGGUAAGACCGAUAACUUGAAUUAAAAACUUUGCUUGCAGAAACUCAAGCAGAAAGAUGGGGUGUUCAUGCUGAAAAUGGAAGGAAUUGGAGGUCUCAUGCGCUGGCCCUAUCGAGUUUUUCUUGUCGCAUUUUAUGUGUGGGUGUUAUGCUUCGUGAAUGUAAUCUUGCCAGUUCAACUCUACUUUCGGUAUUAUUCUUUAGUCAAGUAAGCAAAAGCGUACGAAGUUACUAAACUAAUUUUCCGACAUUGCCAAAUAUUCAAUAAAUUUCAGAAACCGCAUUCUGUCUGGCACCAGAACGAUUGGUUUGUGCGCAGUGGCUGCAUUGGUCACUUUCCCUGUCUUUGCUUGCACUUACUUGAGCUUUGGCUGGUCCUCCAAAGAGCAGCCUGGUUUCAAUUAUGGAACUCUAUGGUUUAAAGAAUUCCCAAUGCCACAGCUUUUGUUUGGCGAUGCUGUAAGUUUACCUGCCUUCAAUUAAAAAUCAAUCUAAAGGAUACCAUUAUUCUUUAUUUCUUUCAGAGGUCACCUUACCAAAAAGGAUUUUUGUACAUUGGAGGUGGAGUUAUUACCGCAUCGUAUGUUUUGGUGAUGUUUAUUGGCUAUCGGACACUACAAAGAAUACGAAACAUGAAUGACUCCUAUUCAGAAAAGACACGAAGAUUGCAAAGACAGCUUACUAAUUUCAUGAUUGUACAGGUGAGCUAAGGCCUUAUCGCCUACAGUAAUUUCUAAAGUUAGGGAAAGACUUGACCCACUAUUUUGCUCUGAGUCAACUGUUCCUUUCUCCAUCCAAUUUCUGAUUUUAUCAAUGUAUUUUUUUUAGGCAGUAAUACCAAUGUUCACCUCUGUCCUUCCUGUCAUGGUAAUUGUCAGUCCAUCCCUAUAUUACACGGAAGAUGACCGUCUUUGCUUAUACAGUGUCAUCUUAAUCAGUUGGAUUCCGGUCAUCAAUCCGAUAAUCACAAUCGUAGUGAUUGUCCCAUUCCGCAGGAUUGUGUUUAGAGCGGUUACAUCGAAGAUUAGUACUGUCCAUACGCUGUCGGAUACGUCAACGAUCCGUCAUCAAAGCGCACCAGAAAAUAUGAUAAUCUAA
Messenger RNA from Bursaphelenchus xylophilus (pine wood nematode), 1389 nucleotides. The record is from the annotation of a GenBank genome assembly. Lineage: Eukaryota; Metazoa; Nematoda; Chromadorea; Rhabditida; Aphelenchoididae.